Molecule: messenger RNA, 1884 nt
Organism: Aethalodelphis obliquidens (Pacific white-sided dolphin)
Lineage: Eukaryota; Metazoa; Chordata; Mammalia; Artiodactyla; Delphinidae
Gene: CUNH10orf67
Product: chromosome unknown C10orf67 homolog
Exons: 15
Coding region: 1-1482 (493 amino acids)
Source: RefSeq, a predicted model, not a curated record
AUGGCAACGGACGCCGGGUCCUGGACUAGGCGGGAGGCGCCUGGCCCAGCUGCCACCACCGCGGCUUCGAUGGAGAGCUGUGCCGACGCGCCUGAGACCGAGGAGUGCUGGAGGAUCAUCGAGAACCUCGAGUCCACUAUUGAACAAUUCCAGUUCAGCCCCAGAUUUAACAUUUCAGAUGAUUUGAAGGUUGGCUUUUUCAGCACAGACCAUGCUACUCAAACGGAUUCCAGUGAGAUUUUGCCAUUAAAAGAGUUGAGUUCAUCUACACAAAAGCUAGUGCAGAUUAUUAAAUCUCUUCAGGUGGAUUUUGGGUUCCUCAAACAAUUGAUUCCACUGAAGUUUGAGGACCGUCUUAGAGAGGAAUCUUGCAGACUUUUCACUUCUCUACAUGACAGGAUCCUGACAAUCGAAAAACGUUACCAACAGAAUGAGGAUACCUUAAGAAAAUGCUACAAUCAGCAGCUGGCCGAUGCCAUAGCUACUAUCAAAGGAAUGUACCAGAAAUUCUUUGAGGUGGAAGAAGAGAAGACACCUGUGCAUGACGCAAUGACUGUCAAAAUGAAUAUUUUGUUAAAAAAACUGAAGGAGAAAGAAGAACUCAUUAAGGAAUUAAGAGAAGAACUGGACCAGUGUGAAGAAUUUGGAUCUCAAAAAGUUGACUCUUUUAUCAAAGACGACAGCCCUCUAAGAACAGCUCUGGAAAAGGAAAAUUUGGAGUACAAAGUGGAAAAUGAGAGACUGCUUCAAGUCAUUUCAGAACUCGAAGAAGACAUCCGACUCAAUCUAAAAGAAAAUUCAUUAUUAGAAGAUGAAAUUAUAAGUCUGAAAGAGAUGGCAGAAAAGGAUCAUAAAACCAUUCAAAAGCUAGUCAAUGGCAGAGACAAAUUACUAUGUGAGCUUGAGUUUGAAAAAUCAUUAGUGCAAGAAAUGGUUAAUAAACAGAAAGCGGACCUUGAAAUGACAAGAAAGUUGGAUGCCAUAGUCGCCAAGAGCCCCAGAGCCAUCAAGGAGAAAGAAACCACCUUGUCCCCGUGGCCCUCACAGCCCGGGAGUGCAGGCGCUCCGAGGCCACGUUCUUCCUUCACCGUUUCAUUGCCUUCUAAGGCCAAAAGAGUCAAGAGUCCAAAGAAGGCUUCAAAGGAAGAGCAUCCUACGAUUGAAGAAGAGAAACAUGGUUUGGAAGAGCAAAUACAAAUGUUAAAGGCUAAGUUAGAGAAAGAGAAAAAGAAGUCGGAGAGGGUUAAGAAGGAAUCAGAUCAGAUCAACAAAAACUGGGAAAAGAAAUUCUUCAUUCUCAGGAACAGCUUUCACGUCCUUAAGAACGAGAUGUUUACUAGACACACAUUGUCCCGUCAGUUUGGAGUGCUGACUGACACAUCCUUCAAUUAUGUUAAAGCUAAACCUUUAUUUGUGCAAUCCAAAGUGAAAUUGAUAACAGCAUCGACAUCUUCUGCAAAUGUUUAUCAUGCAUCUUCGUGAGGCUGCCAGAAACCCUGGAGGAAGAGUCUUUGGAGAAGCCGUCGAUGCCCCAGAACACCCCAGUCAACGAUACGGAUGCCCCUGAGUAGGCGCCGGACACUGGGCUGCGCAGAGCGGGACCCCAGGAAGAGGGCCCUCCCCAUCCUGGCGUAAGGACUGCCUCCCUGACAAGGGACGCCAUCUCCAAGGCGUUUCUAACAUAACUGUUCCGUCUCUCCACAUGUCGCACACGCUCUGGAGUACCGCGCUUGAAGAGAAGGCCAAGUGCGCGCUCUGUGCGCCCCUUUCCAAGCUCGGAAGGAAACCCCGCUUGCUGGCGCCUGGUGAGCGGGGCGCACAGACCCCGAGCCGCCGCCAAAUCCAUCCCGGCGCUUCCUGGGCUCAGCGGGGUGCCCCAGCGCC